UCCAUCGCCCGCACAAUACAAAAACCCCGACCUCCUCUCUCGCCCUCAAAACCCUAACCCUCGUUUUCUCCUCCUCCUCCUCCUCCUCCUCGUUCUCCUCUCCGUAGAUCGAACUUGGAAUCGAGAAUGGAGAUCCCUCAGAACGAUUUCGAGCGCCUCGUCUUCUUCGAGCACGCGCGCAAGACCGCGGAGGUCGCCUACGCCGCCGACCCCCUCGACGCCGACAACCUGACGAGAUGGGGAGGGGCUCUUCUUGAGUUGUCUCAGUUUCAGAAUGGGGUUGAUACUGUGAAGUACGUGGAAGAUGCUGUAUCGAAACUGGAGGAGGCAUUGGAGAUUAAUCCCAGGAAGCACGACGCUCUCUGGUGCUUAGGAAAUGCUCACACUUCCCGUGCUUUUUAUACUCCUGAACAUGAUGCGGCAAAGGUCUAUUUUGCAAAGGCCACCCAGUGUUUCCAGAAGGCUGUCGAGGAGGAUCCUGAAAAUGUGAUGUAUAUCAAGUCGUUGGACCUAUCUGCUAAGGCACCUGAACUGCAUUUAGAGCUCCAAAGUCAGAUUGCCAGCCAACAAGUUUCACAGGGAACAUCCUCUGCCUCAAGUGCGAAGGCAACGAAGAGUAAGAAAAAAAAGAACAGUGACCUAAAGUACGACAUACUCGGGUGGGUGAUCCUCGCGGUGGGAAUUGUUGCGUGGGUGGGGAUGGCAAAAUCCCAUGCGCCUCCCACCCCUCCUCCCAGGUGAAGAGGCCUCCUACGAGCGAGUCUCUUAUAAAUCCACGCAUGCUGUGUUCUAAGUAAUAUUUGAACUGUUUUAGUGUGAGAUUUAAUGAGAUGAAAACUACAAGGGGCAUUGCGGAUAAAAUUGUGGAGCGUGUAGCUUCUUGAUUGAUGCUUUUCCCAGUUUCCUCUGAGCCGAAUGAUCGGUUCAGGGUAUACUCAGUUUUAGGUUAUAGCUGGUGUUUGUUUUUGGUUUUUUUCACUUUCUUUUUUGUCUGGAUCUUUAAUAUGAUUUUAGGAUAAAGAGCUUGUUACCAUGGUGUGGUUUCGGAAGGUUCUUUCUUUGCAAUAAUCUCUACAGGGUAAUGACUUUGGUUCCUCUGUAUUGCCAGAUCGAAA
Ananas comosus (pineapple) is the source of this 1115-nucleotide messenger RNA. RefSeq names its product mitochondrial import receptor subunit TOM20. The transcript has 6 exons. Bases 127 to 741 code for a protein of 204 amino acids. Gene Ontology annotation, biological process: protein insertion into mitochondrial outer membrane. Gene Ontology annotation, cellular component: mitochondrial outer membrane translocase complex. NCBI's taxonomy places the organism in Eukaryota, Viridiplantae, Streptophyta, Magnoliopsida, Poales, Bromeliaceae. Gene Ontology annotation, molecular function: protein binding. The record is from RefSeq and is a predicted model, not a curated record.